AUGUACUCAGCAUGCACGUUUUCCUGUCAAGGAGGCUUCAUCAGAUAUGCUAAGACCGAACCUUCUUGCGAUAAAUUAGUUGGACCGCUCAACAACUGUCAUUGUCGGUACAGCGAUGGGAAAGACCCAACAUCUUAUCGUGACAUUGACUUUAGCCCACUCGGCAGAAAUGAUGGCAAACCAGCGUUUACGUACAAAGAGAAUCCAAACGAUGAUUACAAGUAUGCAUAUAACCCAUGUCAUCCAUUCAAAGAUGAGUUCUGUACCACCAAUACAGCGGCAUGUCAAGUAUCAAAGGAUGAAACGGUUUCUUGGCCAAUAGGUGACCCGGAUGUAGUUGCCUUUGAAGUGAGAGAUACUGACAUAGUAUUAACGUAUGCAGAAGUUGCAGGAAGAUUGGCAGUUGUUCAUUUUCAGUGUGAUAAGAAGGCAUUAUCAACGGCGACAUACAAACCACUUGGUGAGCAGGCAGAUGGAUAUCAUUUUAACAUCAGAACAUGUCUUGCAUGUUUAGAAGACAUACCAAACUGCUAUACUGAUAAAGGUGGCAUUACACCUGGAGCAAUCUUAUGUAUCGUUUUUGCAGUAUUUGUCCUUGUCUACUUCAUUGGUGGUAUGUUGGUUCAAAAGUUUGGUCGAGGUGCGACGGGUAAAGAAGUGAUUCCAAACUACACAUUCUGGUCUGAUCUUCCUGCUUUGAUCAAGGAUGGAUUCAUGUAUCCAAUAAACUCAUGCAGAAGAAGCAGCAGUAGAUCUAACUAUGAAACGUUCGACUGAAGAAUAAGGUAGUAAUGAUGCGCCUACACCGGGUAAAAUGAUUAGAAAAUGUAUAUCCUCAACAUUUGCCUAAUUGUCCCAUUAUCAUAAUCUAUGAUAUGUAUAGAAAUAAGUCUCGAUUUACUGUGUCAGUGGCGUAAUGGGCCAAACAUUUUGAGGGGCCAUUUUGAUAAUACAUCGGACAACAUUCAUAAAAAGAGUUAUUAACGAGUGAGCGAGCGAGCAAAAAUUUCGACAUUUAUUUUAAAAACCCAAUUUUAUUUCACCUUUCUCGCUUUCCCUCUCUUUUUUUUCUUCUUGGUCUUGAAAUAUUGGGG
Molecule: messenger RNA, 1094 nt
Organism: Lytechinus variegatus (green sea urchin)
Lineage: Eukaryota; Metazoa; Echinodermata; Echinoidea; Temnopleuroida; Toxopneustidae
Product: cation-dependent mannose-6-phosphate receptor-like
Exons: 8
Coding region: 1-777 (258 amino acids)
Cellular component (GO): trans-Golgi network
Source: RefSeq, a predicted model, not a curated record